Molecule: messenger RNA, 1077 nt
Organism: Triticum turgidum subsp. durum (durum wheat)
Lineage: Eukaryota; Viridiplantae; Streptophyta; Magnoliopsida; Poales; Poaceae
Source: the annotation of a GenBank genome assembly
AUGGCCCCCAACUCUGACCAUGAUCACCUCCGUGCCCUCAAGAAGUUCGACGACACCAAGGCCGGUGUAAAAGGCAUCAUCGAUUCUGGUAUCACCUCCAUUCCGACCAUCUUCCACCACCCUCCAGAGGCCUUCGCCCCAUUGGCACCUCUGUCCACUAAUAUUUUCAUCCCGGUUAUUGAUCUCUUGGGCCACCGAUCAGAGGUAGUCAUCGCAGUGAAGGCGGCUGUGGAAACGUUGGGCUUCUUCCUAGUGGUUAAUCAUGGCGUGCCAGAGGCGACCAUGUCGGACACGCUAGCAGCGGUAAAGGGCUUCCACGAGGGGCCAGUGAAGGAAAAGGAGCCCUACUACACACGGAGCGAGGGGAGGCGCGUUAGGUAUAGUGGCAAUGCAGACCUAUUCCGAUCCCCUGCGGCCAAGUGGCGUGACACCUUGUACAUCGAUGAUGCAGACCAGCUGGUGGAGGAGGUCCUCCCACCGAUGUGUAGGGGGGCUAUGCCAGAGUACACGAGGCUCAUGCGACAAUUGGGCCAUGUCCUCUUUGGGCUAAUGUCUGAGGCUCUAGGGUUGCAGCAUGACUAUAUGGAGGAGGAAACAGGUUGCUUAGAUGCGCUACUCCUGGGCUGCCACUACUACCCAGCGUGCCCGGAGCCGCACCUCACGUUGGGUGCUGUUAGGCACUCCGACGCCAGCUUCCUCACUGUGGUGCUCCAGGACGGUACUGUCGAUGGACUACAAUUGCUCGUCCAUGACAACAAGCAGCAACAGGUGUGGGUGAAGGUGCCGGCUAUGGCAGGGGCACUGGCAGUGAAUGUGGGUGACUUCCUACAAUUGGUGUCCAACGACAGGUUCAAGAGUGUUGUGCACCGUGUGGUGUCCAACAGUGCAGGUCCCAGAGUGUCAGUGGUGUGCUUCUUCAGGGCAAAUAUGGCGACAUUGUGCGGGCCAGUGGUCGUCGACGGGAGUGGUCCACCACGGUAUAGGACCGUCAAGGCAGAGGAGCUAUUUGGCUCAUCCAGGACCAUGCUCAAGUCGGCCUUAUCACCCCAAACUGCGCUAGACUACUUAAGGCUCUAA